AUGGCAUCGCUGGCGGCGGCGGGGUUCCACCGCGUCAUCACCAGCCACUCCUUCCUCCGCCGCCUGCACGCGCUCCAGCCGCCGUCCUUGCUCGGCUUCCACUCCUUCUCCGCAUUGUUCCACCCCGGGGAGUCGCCACACCCCUCCGCGCCCGCCGCCCGCGCCGUCGCCGAAGCCGCUGACUUCGAGUUCUCGUUCCUCCCCACCAGGGGUUUCUGGAAGGUCCGGGACGCCCGCGGCGGCCGCUUCGCCCUCGACUGCUACGAGGGUACGUAUCCUACAUUCACCACCAUAGCGGUCUGCGACCCCUUGUUCCGCCGCUACGAACUUCUUCCGCCACUCCAGGAAGACUUGACCGCGGCAGUCGAGCAGCCGCUCCAAGUGAAUGGUGAGCGUAGGUGCGAUGUUUUCCUUGCCCCCUGCAGCGAGGAGGAGGCAGAGAGAGCGCCGGGAGCGUUCAGUGUGAUUUUGAUGGCCCAGUGCCCAACUAAGUUAGUCGCAUUCAUAUUCUCCUCGGCUAGCGGGCUUGGAUUCCCCUUCCGCAGCAAGCUGAUUGUGCUAGACAUGGGCAGGAUGGAGUUCUAUCCUGUCAAUCAUCCAUCCAACCACAAGCUUGAGCAAUUUGCUAUUGUGGAGUUAGGGGAAAGCAGACGUGGGAUGUUCAUGAUUGGUAAUGGAGGUAAUCCCCGCCAUGAAGACUGCUGUAUAGUCCGACUAUUUAGUGCAAGCAAUCAAAUUAAUGGUGAAGGUGCCACUGAGUGGGUGCUGGAGAAUACAGUUUUACUGUCUCGCUCGAGUAGCUUCAGCAUGCUAGGUGUUGCUGAUGGGAAAUUACUAUUGCAAGGAGCACGUGAACAUAAUUCUGAAGAAGUGUUUGGUUGUAUUUCGCUGGACUUCAAGACUAGGCAGAUUCAGAGGGUUCGAGGGAUUAUUCACAAUGGCCGCUGUCCUAUGGUAGCCCAAUAUAUUGGUUACCCACCAUCACUAUCAUUACCUACUAUAUGA
Miscanthus lutarioriparius is the source of this 1005-nucleotide messenger RNA. The record is from the annotation of a GenBank genome assembly. Lineage: Eukaryota; Viridiplantae; Streptophyta; Magnoliopsida; Poales; Poaceae.